AUGUCCCAGAUGCAAUCUUUUCACAAAUGCAGAAGGCCAUGCUGUCUAAUCUCAACAGGAUUUUGUCGGACAGUGAUGUUGCUUUUUGAGGUUGUAACAACCUCUUGUGCUGAGCAAGGAAACACUGGAGCACUGAUGCUGAGUGCUGGCUUUGCACCUGGAGCUGAACCACACCUGAAAGCAAUGCACUUGGUUAUAAGGUCCGCACAGCUACAGGAUCUCUUGGGGAAAAGAAGGAUUUUUGUGCCGAAGGGAAGGUGGUUGAUGGGCUGCCUUGAUGAACCUGGGGUCCUUGAGCAAGGACAGUGCUUUAUUCGGGCCUCAGUUCCAUCACUGAAUAAUUGUUUUGUGAAGCAAGGUUUAAAAUUUCCCUCAGCAAACAAAAAUGCAGAGAUCAUUGUUGGUACAGUUGUAAUAGCAAAGAACCCAUGCCUUCACCCAGGGGAUGCCCGGGUCCUUGAAGCAGUUGAUGUACUGCAUCACCUUGUUGAUUGCUUGGUCUUCCCCAAGAAAGGUGAGAGGCCACAUGCCAAUGAAGCAUCUGGGAGUGAUCUUGAUGGUUACUUUGUGACAUGGGAUGAGAAACUUAUACCUCCUGGCAAGAAGAGUUGGAACCCUAUGGACUAUUCUCCAGUCGAAGCAAAACAGCUUCCACGCCAAAUAUCUCAACAUGAUCUUUGCAGGUUGACGAAAUCAAUAAUUCAGCCGGUUGCACAAUAGUUGUAAAAAUCAUACUCGGUACUCACCAUUCUUAUCACUAGUUUAUUCAGGAGUAGCAAAGCAUUUUAUGGUUAUCCCUAGUCAUGAAUAUAUGUGAUAAGUUUUUAUCAUCACCCCAAAUGGUUCCACCUAAAGGAAACACUUCUCUACGGACACAAAGUUCUUCUUUCACUAUUAUGGCUAUUCGAGAUGCAGGGAUUACUUGAGAACUAACGAAGAGAUUUCUCAUAUAGGGUACAUAGUAUAAAACUCAUCUCAUAUAGAAUAGGAGACCAAAGAAUUUUCAAAGACAGCACUACUUUAUUUCCAUAAGCAUAGCAUACAAAUGGGUUUUCCCUUUCGGAAACCCCAAAUACUUAUUUACACACGGAGG
This is a messenger RNA of Phragmites australis (common reed), 1093 nucleotides long. Its product is annotated as probable RNA-dependent RNA polymerase SHL2. Lineage: Eukaryota; Viridiplantae; Streptophyta; Magnoliopsida; Poales; Poaceae. Gene Ontology annotation, cellular component: nuclear RNA-directed RNA polymerase complex. The record is from RefSeq and is a predicted model, not a curated record. Gene Ontology annotation, biological process: siRNA processing. Gene Ontology annotation, molecular function: RNA-directed RNA polymerase activity. The transcript has 2 exons. Bases 1 to 720 code for a protein of 239 amino acids.